UUAGCGGGAAACGGGAACGGGACAGUUGCUUUCUUCAUUGAAUAAUCUAAAUAAUUAAUACGAAGUGGUGUUUUGUGGUUAAUGAUCGCAUUAAGUUAGUCGGAAGACAUUCGCGAGUGUUAUUACAUUGGAGUAUUCAAUAAACAAAGUGUAUCUGCCUAUUUUCGCUUCGUGCUAGGAAGCCGCUUCAUAGCUCAAAAGUUUAUGCGGACUUUUGAGUUAAUUCGUUUGGGGUUCGGAGUAGGAGUCUACUCCGAGGGUGGGGGCUUAGGUUUCAUCAUCAUCACCUUUCAUCAUUUCAUUAAUCAUCAAGAAAAAAAAUACGUCAGACAUGGCUGUAUGGGCAUAGUUCCCUUUGCCUUACCCUUCGGGGAAAACAAACCAAAAAAAAAAAAAUUAUAUAUGUCAAAAAUUUCUUUAAAAAAUUUAACAUUGCAAAAUCAAGAUUUAUAAUGUGUUCUUCUUAAAAAAACAGUAAACUUUAUCUGCUCCGACUAGGCGGCUAUGUCGGACACUUGUUACUACGUGAUAGCUAAGUACCGGACUAAUCAUGUUUAUCCAAAACUUGCUUAGAUCCGUGAUGUUCGGCGUUCCUAUUGGGAUAACUUUUCUAGACACAGUGGGUUAUGUCGCUAAAGUCGAAGGUAUUUCGAUGCAACCAGUCCUCAAUCCGGAGUCCACAGACACAGACUACGUGUUCUUGUCGAGAUGGGCCGUCAGAGACUACAAGGUAGAGAGAGGAGACGUGGUCUCGCUUGUAUCACCUAAGGACCCCAACCAGAAGAUCAUAAAACGGGUAGUAGCUCUGCAAGGAGACGUCGUGAGCACUUUAGGCUACAAGAACCAAUAUGUAAGGGUCCCAGAAGGCCACUGUUGGGUGGAGGGCGAUCAUACUGGACACACUCUAGAUAGUAAUACAUUUGGGCCCGUGUCCCUAGGCUUAGUCAAUGCCAGAGCCAUUUGGAUUGUAUGGCCGCCUAGUCGAUGGCAGAGUUUAGAUACAAAGUUGCCAGAUAGUAGAAAACCUGUCAGUGCAGCCAAUUUGUAGUACAAAAUCAAACAAAUGUCCAACAAUAAGAAUGUAUAAAUUAGAAAUAGCAUAAGUUUAAUUAUGGGUAAUACAAUAAAUCUGUAUAAGUGUUAAUUUAUCCAUAGUUUAAAUUUUAGAUGCCACAUGAAUGACAACUUAAAGCAUUUUUUCUUUGUAAAUAGUAAAUAAAAGCCAAAUUUAUUUUUCUCAUUUGUUAUGGAUCUCUCUCAGCUAGUCUAUUCAGGGUGUCUAUUGUACUGACCACUGUUAACAUGUACUUACAAUUCAUGAAUGAGUUCCUUGAUUAGUAAAUAAUUAUUUGUAAUAUAGGUAAAAUAGUAGAAAAAAAAUAGCAAAAUAUAUUUUACACACCUUUUUCAAUGAGAAAUUGGAAUACUUUUUAAUUCUAAGGUCACUAUGACUAAAUAAAAUUGUGAACUGAA
This is a messenger RNA of Pectinophora gossypiella (pink bollworm), 1473 nucleotides long. RefSeq names its product mitochondrial inner membrane protease subunit 2. Gene Ontology annotation, molecular function: serine-type endopeptidase activity. Gene Ontology annotation, cellular component: membrane; mitochondrial inner membrane peptidase complex. Gene Ontology annotation, biological process: mitochondrial respiratory chain complex assembly. The record is from RefSeq and is a predicted model, not a curated record. Bases 551 to 1048 code for a protein of 165 amino acids. NCBI's taxonomy places the organism in Eukaryota, Metazoa, Arthropoda, Insecta, Lepidoptera, Gelechiidae. The transcript has a single exon.